AUGAAGAAUGAACUAGACCGUUUCCAGGAUACCAAGAGGCUUUUGCAUGACUACUAUAGAGGGAUGGAAGGCAAAAUCCCAACGGAGACCAGCAAUGAGUUUACCAGAAUACCUUUGAUAGAUCUAACUGAUAAAGAACAACCCAUGGAAGAGGCCAAGACUAGAAUAAUUCCUCUGAGUGUUCACAGAGCUGCUUCUCCAGAACCAAAGGACAAGAUGAAAGCAAUUCCAAUCAAGAUCAAGGAUGAUGUGUUUUCUGAAAGCAUAAUCUUUAAUUUUGCCCCAGAAGAAAAACAGAUUACUGAGAUGUGGCACAAUAUUGUAGCCACGAUAUCCAACAUGGUUACGGCUGAAAUACAAGCAAAAGAGGCGGAGGAAGAAAAAGAACGGCUUCAGCAAGAAAUGAAAGAAAAAGAGCGCCAGAAAUCUUCCCAAGCAGAAAAGAAGGGGAAAGAAGGGAAAGGGAAAAAAGGGAAAGGAGGAAAGGAAGCCAAAGGUGGAAAGGAUGCCAAAGGAGGGAAAGGAGGGAAAGAUGCCAAAGGAAAAGAUGCCAAAGAUGCCAAAGGCAAAAAAGGAAAAAAAAAAGCCUCUCAUUCUCCACCAGAGCCAACGCCAACACCAAUUCCUUUAUCCCCGGAGGAACUAAAGAAACUAGAACUAAGGCUUAAAAUGAAGCAGGAAUAUUUUGCUGCGCUGGAGCAUGAAGCGGAGGCUGCAAAAUCUCGUCUUGAGCUGUUGAAAGCCAAAGCACUCGCCUUCACUGAAGAUCUGCAAACGAAAGCAGAAGUAACAUACAGGAAUAUGGAAAAAUGGCUUGGGGAGAGAUUCUUGGCUGAAAUGUCAAGUGUCGACAUAUUAACCGAGGUUGCCCGCCACCACAUCGAAACCUCUACCAAGAUCCAGUAUGAAUUAGUUCUGGAAGGGGUUGAGUUUUACAUUAACGGUGAUGUCAAAGUCUUUCCAGAUCCUCUUCCUCCACCUCGCCCUCCAUCGGUAGAAAUGCCUACAAAUGGUACUUUAACUAUUUCGCAGCUUAGCACGCUUCAUAAGCAGUUUCUGCAGGUGGCACCUAAAGCCAUAGCAGCACUGAAACAAUUUAAAAGCAAGAAUAUAACUCCAGGCAUCCAAAAACAACCAGGAAAGAAUCACCAGUUUCAACAAAUAUGGCUGUCAAAGUACCCUUGGCUAAAACAUGACAGUGAGAGGGGCACCAUGUACUGUGCUUUGUGUCGGAAACACAAUGUGGAUUUAGGGGAGAAAACACACAAUUUUUGUUCUGGGACUGAUGACUUUGUACUUGAAUUAGUCAACGACCACCACAACAGUGAAGCUCAUGCAUGGGCUACCUGUAUGGAAGCAGCCAGUGGCUCUGUCCCAGACACAGCUACCACUGAGCAGAUGUUAAAGAGCAUGAGCAAAACAACCUUAGGAAGAAUAGAAAACCUUUUCAGAACAUGCCACGCCAUUGCCAAAACUGGACGCCCCAUCACAGACCUGGACUGGAUGUGUAAACUGGAUGAUAUGAAAGGAGUGGAUAUUGGUUCCAUAUUUAGAAAUGACAAGGCAGCAAGGAUUUUUAUUCAUUUCAUUGCUGAAGUGGAACGAAGAGCCUUGAAAGAGAAAUUAGAAAAAUGCAAGUUCUUCUCACUCAUUAGUGAUGGUGUUACAGACAGCACAAUAAGAGAAGCUGCCCUGGUGUAUGUACGUUUUGCACUCCAAGGGAAGAUCCACUGCCAGAUUGUUGGAGUUCAGUCAGUAGACAAACAUGAUGCAGCUGCUGUGAAGAAUGCCAUUGUGCAAACAUUACAGACCAGUUUGCAGCUCAAUUUGCCAAACCAAGACUGGGCGAGAAAACUUGUUGGCUUCGGAAGUGGUGGUGGAGACAUUAUGGUUGGACAAAGCAAUGGGGUAGCUAAACUGUUAAAAGAAAUCCAGCCAUGUGUUCAGAGUGUGCAUUGCCUCGUGCAUCACCUUGAAAUAGCUUACAAGGCAGCACUGAAGAGCACCCAACUAUACACCAUUCUAACAGAGCUCUUGCAAAACAUGUACUACUAUUAUAACUCUCCACUGAACAAGAACGACCUCAAGCUAGUCUAUGAAGAACUCAACCUGAGAACAUCCAUUCCUUCUCGAAUUGGUGGCUCCCGAUGGCUUCUUCGCCUACAGACAGCUCUUCAGAUCCUUCUGAAAGGAUACCCAGCAUUUGUCCUACACAUGAGUAAGGUAGAAGAAGAACCAUGUUCCUCAAAUCACCAGAAAGCCAAAGACCUCUUAAAGCUUCUUCUGAAAACAGACAUUGUCAAGUUUUCUCACUUUUUGCUUGAUGUCAUUAACGUCCUCAACAUCCUCUCCCGCGUCGUCCAGGAUCAGAACUCUUCCAUCGCAGAUGUGUUCGCAACAAGCCAGUCAACACUGGAAACACUCCAAAUGUAUCGAGCAAGAUCGGGGCCAAGGGAGCGCCUGGUGGAGGCCAUCACACAUUUUCAUGGUCACCAGCUUGUAGGAGAUGGUGACAUAUCAGCCAUCCGGAUAGAAUUAAUAAGCAAUCUUUUGAAGCAGCUGCGCGAUUGCUUCUGUGAUGCUAGCGAAGAUGUUUUGAGAGCAAGCGCUAUUGGAAGUUUUAAGCUGUGGCCAGACAAAAUUGAACCAGAAUUUGGUGAAGUGGAAGUGUCGGUCUUGAUGAAGUAUUAUGAGCCGGUCCUGGAAUGUGCCAAUGUGAAGAUUUAUGAAGUAGAGACCGAAUGGAACAUGUUAAAAGCAGAGCUGUAUGAUAGAUAUCAGAGCAUCCGGAGAUUGACAUGGGAAGCAGUGAACACAGAUUAUUUUCAUAAAUAUCCAAACAUCUUGACACUGGUAGAUCUUAUCUUGACGCUACCUGCCAGUUCUGACGAGGCGGCACGAGGCUUCUGUCAGAUGAAACUUACAAUGAUGAGGCUACGUUCAAAGCUGGUGUUUGAAAGCAUGACCGAUCGCAUGGUCAUUCUAAUGAAUUCUCCAGAUAUCAAGAAGUUUGACCCCCGAAAGGCUAUCCAGUUGUGGAAUAUUUCCUCGCAAAGGAAUAGGAGACUACAGGCUGAGCAGGGCGUGGUCAACCCUGAGACACCAGAUUGUUCAUCUGACUCUGAAUGGGAAAGGGAAAGGGAAAGCUCAUUUGGAAGCUAUUAGAUGUGAAACACUCUCUCCAGCUGUCUCCUCAAAUAUUUUUAAUAAUGUGCGUUGACUUUUCCUUUUUUUUCUUUUUUCUUUUUGGUAACUAUUUACUGGACAAUUUCUAUUUAUUUAUUUAUUCAACCACAAUUUAUAUACUGCUUGAUUAUAAUGGAACAUCUAAGAGCACAUAUAAUGGUGUCAUGAAACUAACACAUACACUGAGAUGGGAAGGGAGAGAAAUAAGAAAUAUGUCUUUUGGAAAAUUUUUGGAAAAGCUGUAUAUAUUUCUUAUCAAACUGCUAGGUAUUGUCAGAAUAUGCUUAUCAGGUAUUUCUUUUGAAAUAUGUGGUAUUGGAUUGGCAUAUGAAAUUACCAAGUAUCAUUUUUGUCUAUAUAUGUGUGUGUGUGUAUGGUUCGUUUUUAUAAAUUGAAGUGUACGCUCUUGACUCCUUGAUGGAACUUCAUAGUCUUCCUUCUUUCUGUUAAGCUGCUCUUAAGUUGAUUUUAAUUCAUCACUGUCUUUCUAUGCGCUUGGAAUUUUCCAAUAUAUUUAUAGCAAGUGUUUAGGAAUAUUAUGAUUCUGGCUAGAUACUGAACAAUGAAAACAAUAAUUUGAAAUAACUGUUUAUUAUCCUGUAUUGUAUUGCAGAAAUUAUUUUAUCCCUGUUACGGUUAUUAAGGAUAAGCAAUUAUUUCUACUGUUUUUACUGACAUCUUAUUUCCUGUUCAUUUUCAUUCUUCUGGAGAUUUGACAUGUAAAAAUAAUUGCCUGUGGGAGGGAAAUAAGUGUUGAUUCCCUCAGUACUUUGGACUUCCAAAAUUGUUCCGAAGAGUCACAGUAUUCAUUCAUGCAUUUCUUCAUUCUUAAUUGCUGCAACUGUUCUACUUAGUGUUUAACUGGAUUAAAAACAAGCAAUGGAAGAGAACACUUUUUAUCAAACGUCUAACUACGAAGGAUGCCAAGACACUUAAUUUUUCUUAUCUGCAAAAUAACAAGAGAAAAGAAGAGAUGAGACUUUCAGUGCCAGCAGAAACAUGCAGAAUGAAAUAUCUUUGUAGUAAAAAUAAGUUGAGGAUAUUGCCUCCUUUACACAUCAAGGAUAUCACCUGCGGAUAA
Molecule: messenger RNA, 4267 nt
Organism: Podarcis muralis (Common wall lizard)
Lineage: Eukaryota; Metazoa; Chordata; Lepidosauria; Squamata; Lacertidae
Gene: SPEF2
Product: sperm flagellar 2
Biological process (GO): sperm axoneme assembly
Cellular component (GO): sperm midpiece; manchette
Molecular function (GO): calcium ion binding
Source: RefSeq, a predicted model, not a curated record